This is a messenger RNA of Menidia menidia (Atlantic silverside), 1905 nucleotides long. NCBI's taxonomy places the organism in Eukaryota, Metazoa, Chordata, Actinopteri, Atheriniformes, Atherinopsidae. The record is from the annotation of a GenBank genome assembly.
AUGAACAGUAACUCUUACUUGAACAAGGUAAGAAAACAAAGUGUAAUUUUUGUGCCAGGUGCAGGUCAUUGGCUGAUGGCAUACAGAGAGACAGAGGAGCAGACGAACAGGGCCACCCACAGGAGAGUAAAGGAGAAUUUUUGUCAAGAAGUAAAGAAGGCCGACCCACCCUGUGGCUUCACAUUAGAUCGACAAUUCUUGCUGCAGCUGCAUUGUGUGGAUGAGCCGGCUCAGCUCUGCUCAGUCAAUGUCAGUGAGCAGAAACUGAAAACUGUCAAGCCAGAAGACUUAAGAGAGUUUGAAAAUGUAGCUUCCAUCGAUGCAUCCAUUAACUCCCUCUGUUUAGGGUCUUUCAGUUGUUUUGCAUCAUUGAGAGAACUCAUUCUGUCUCUAAAUGGAAUUUGCAACAUGACAUUUGAGGCUUCUGAUUUCCCACAUCUUCAGGUUUUAGAUUUGUCCUACAACAGUUUAUCAGGGAAGGAUAUAAUCUCUCUCAGUCGGCUUCCACAACUUAAAGUCCUUCAUCUCACUGGAAAUCAGCUCCAUCAUCUUCCUCCUGAUCUGGGUUCUUUGAGCUAUGACCACACUCAGCUGCCGGCUGCCGAUCGAGACGGAGGCUUUGAAGCUCUUGAAGUCCUGAUGCUUGAUGAAAACAAACUUUCCUCUGGAGUCUUCUACAGUCUAAGAAAUCUGAAGAGGGUUAAGCAUCUAAACCUGCAGGGGAACCGCAUUUCUGAAAUCCCGUACUUGACCACCUAUUCAAAAUCUGUGGAGAUAUCUGACAAAGAAGAGAAGGACCCUCACACUGAGGAACAUUUGAAGACAAUCGAGACUUUCCCCACAGACAGUUUGGAGGAGGAGUGUAACGGAGCUGGUGCACCGCUACCAGAACUCCAGCUGCUCAAUCUAGCAAACAACAAGAUUGCCACAGAGGAAGCUCUGGUUACUGCCGCUCUUUUUCCGAAGCUGCGGGAAAUAGAUAUUCACUCCAACCCCCUGACCACACAGAGGAGUGGGGACCCUCCCUUUCUGACCUUUUACCUCCAUGAGAGACUGGGGAUAGAAAUUAAGCGGAAGCAAGCCCCUGAGGUUCAGAAGCCUCCACUGAAGGUUUCCACUCAUUCAAAAUGGAAGGUGGAAGAGAAAAUUCCAAAGGUGUCAAAGAGGCCGUUGUCAGUGAGCACAGCUUGUCCCACACAAACCCAGACGGACAAAUGUGAAACGGAUGUCAAAAUAACGCCAAGAUUUGAGGGCAGGAGCGGCAGCAUUGUUCCAGAAACCAGAGAGCACUUCUUUAUGACGGAGGCAGACCAUGAACCUCAGUCUGAAUGUGAGCCUUCAUCUGGAGAGAGAGAAGCUGCUGACAACAGGCACAAAUGCAGGACCGGUCCCGAACAGUCCUCAUGCUCUGAAGUGAUGAUGGAUGCAAAAGCAAUUCCUGAUGUUUUGAAGUCCUUGGAAAUUCAGACAGCUGUUCGGAUGCUGGAGCACACAGUGAGGAAUCUUCAUAUCUACAGAGAAUCCAAACCAAAACUUGAUAGCAUCCAGACAUUGUACAAAAGAAAGGAGAAAAAGGUUAGAUAUUUUUCCAUGCACACAAUGGAUUCACAGUCGCACCGCCGCUUUCAGUGUCUUCUGAAUCUCUCACUACUGCUACCUCCUAAUCCAACGCAGCAGCCACAGCCUCACCUUGCUCUGUUCACCACUGUUGUCCACACAGGCAGCGCUAUUCACAGCACAGGCGGGAACGCGGGGGAAUGUAAGGAGGCUCUUUCUCUGCUCAGCGAUAUGAAGAAAAAGUACAUGAUGGUUCAUGAGAAAACGAUCAAAGAAGUGGCCAGCGUUGACCCCGACAGAAUCCCAGACCAAGGCGGGCCUGAACCUCCGCCCCAGCAAGCACUUUAA